AGCGGCCGAGUGAACGGGCUGAGCCGCCCGCCCGGCGCCAUCGCCAUGAAGGAUCACGACGCCAUCAAGCUCUUCGUGGGGCAGAUCCCGCGUAACCUGGAGGAGAGCGACCUCAAGCCGCUCUUUGAGGAGUUCGGCCGCAUCUACGAGCUCACCGUUCUCAAGGAUCGCUUCACCGGCAUGCACAAAGGCUGCGCCUUCCUCACCUACUGUGCCCGUGACUCGGCCCUGAAGGCGCAGAGCGCCCUGCAUGAGCAGAAGACGCUGCCAGGG
Mesitornis unicolor (brown roatelo) is the source of this 273-nucleotide messenger RNA. RefSeq names its product CUGBP Elav-like family member 4. The record is from RefSeq and is a predicted model, not a curated record. Gene Ontology annotation, molecular function: RNA binding. The annotation marks the transcript as partial. The transcript has 2 exons. Lineage: Eukaryota; Metazoa; Chordata; Aves; Mesitornithiformes; Mesitornithidae.